Molecule: messenger RNA, 1875 nt
Organism: Pedinophyceae sp. YPF-701
Lineage: Eukaryota; Viridiplantae; Chlorophyta; Pedinophyceae
Source: the annotation of a GenBank genome assembly
AUGGGUUUGCAAGACCAUGUCCCCGUCUUCGAGUAUCCGGAGGGCGGCAUGGACGUCAACGCCGCUCGUUCGCUCAUGAGCAUCAUGCUGAAGGCCAGCUGGCUGCCGCCUGACCAGCUCCAGCACUUCGUGCACCCGGACAUCAUGCAGCGCCUGCUCAUGGAGGCGGGGAAACUCCUGAAGAAGGAGCCCACGGUGAUCGACGUCGAGGUCGGGCCGGGCAAGCCCCUCCGCAACGACGGCUCGACGCGCGUGGUGGUCGUCGGCGACACCCACGGCCAGUACCAGGACUUCUGCCACAUGAUCGAGCUCGCGGGGGAGCCCAGCGAGGAGCUCGUGUACGUCUUCAACGGCGACUUCAUCGACCGCGGCGCCUGGGGCGUCGAGCUCCUGGCCUGCCUCGCGGCAUGGAAGCUGGCCCUGCCGCACCACGUCGUCCUGCUCCGGGGCAACCACGAGAGCAGCUACUGCUCGGGCAUCUACGGGUUCCUCGGCGAACUGACCGCCAAGUACCCGCACCACACGCAGCGCAUCUACGGCGAGUGCCGGCGCCUGUUCGCGGCGCUACCGCUGGCUGCGCUCGUGGCCGGGCGCACCCUCGUGCUGCACGGCGGGCUCUUCCGCAAGCCGCCCGAGUCGCUCCGCACGAACAAGAAGGGCAAACGCAAGAAGGGCCGCCAGGAGCCGUGGAUGCCGGACCCGCUUUACAACGAGCUGGGGACGCUGGAAGACCUGCGGCAGUCGCGCAAGGGCGGGCAGGACCCGGACGGCGUGGGCACGUCGGUGGUCGCGUCGGACGUGCUGUGGUCGGACCCCACGCCGUCCGAGGGCUUCAUGGGGAACAACGCGCGCGGCAUCGGCAUGCUGUACGGCCCGGACUACACAGAGCGGUUUCUGGCGGAGAACGGGCUGGGGCUGAUCCUGCGGUCGCACGAGGGGCCCGACGCGCGGAUGAACCGCGAUGACGGCAUGGAGAUGAUGCAGGACGGGUACACGGUCGACCACGAGGGCAAGACGGGCCGCCUGGUGACAGUGUUUAGUGCGCCAGACUACCCGCAGUUCCAGGUGGACGAGGAGCGCACGCACAACCGCGCGGCGGUGGCGCUGCUCAAGGGCCCACACUGGCACGAGCCGAGCUUCAUGCAGUUCAGCGCGGUCCCGCGGCCCCAAGCGGAACCUUACUACAAGCUGGACGAGCCAGACAGCGACGAAGACGUGGACGUCGAGCAGUUCGAGCCCAGCGAAGCGGGCGGAUCGAUGCACGGCGACGGCGGGCCGGACGGUCCCCCGGAAGGCGACGAGGAGGAGGGGGAGGAGGAGGAGGGCGGCAGGGACGACGACCCCGACUGGAACCCCGACGGGGGCGGCGACGGUCCGCCGGGGGGGCCGAACGAGGGCGGCGUUGGCCCGUCGAGGGCACCGAACGGGGGCGGCGCGGGGCCGUCUGGGGCGGCGGACGAGGAGGCGAUGGCGGCCGCGGAGGUGGCAGAGAUGGUCGGGGACGUCAUUGUGGGUCCAGGCGGGGCGCAGGUGCGCGUGACGUCGGUUGAUCCGGGGAGAAGCCCGCCCCUGAAGCGUCAGGAGUGCGCGGCGGAGGAAGCGACGCAGACGGGGGCGGCAGGCGAGGGCCGGGAGACGUCAGCGGCGAUCAACAUCAACACGGCGAUGCGGGGGAGCGAAGACGCGGGCGAGGCGAUCGGUACGGCGCCGUCGGAUAGCAGUCCGAUGCAGCAGGCGACGGGACAGCUGUUCAACAUGGGGCUGUCGCCGACGCAGGACAAGCGGCGGAGGUCAGCCGAGCGCUGGAGCGACCGCAAGUCGCUCGAGCGGACCAACGGGCGCGCGCACCCGGCGGAGGGCCGUGCUGCAAUGUAA